AGAAGAAGUCUGUCGUGUUGUGAUUGGCUGGCUGCUGUGAGUGUGCUUCAGUCAUGGCCGAGACAACAACAGGAGAAGGACCGCAAGGAGCUGCAGCGUUUUUUAACAAAGAGAGACUGAAGCACGGCCCGGAGGAGGAGGCCAGGCUGGAGAGGAAGCACUUCUGGAGAAUAAUCGAUGCUUUUAGAUUUUACAGGGUCCAUGUCCAGGAGCAGGUCAAGCGUGCCGAGCGUCAGUUCCUUAGCCUCCCGCAGCGCCACCAGAAUUUGCUGCCAGAUGUUUUGUCCAAUCUGGCCCGGAUCAGCCAUUGUGCGGACCACAACCAGGAGAUUCUACAGGCCAUCAUUCACAAUAGCCUCCACAUGUUUGAGAACAUCGAGUAUGGCGAGAGGGAGGAUCCGCGGAAGGUGCGACAAUCCACUACAUUUGACAUGGACAAGCUCAAGUCCACCAUAAAGCAGUUUGUCAGAGACUGGAGCGAGACGGGCCGGGCUGAGAGGGACACUUGCUACAAGCCCAUCAUUCAAGAGAUCCAAAGACUAUUCCCAAGUGACCAAUAUGAUGUGUCUAAGGUGAGCGUGCUGAUUCCGGGUGCUGGGCUUGGCCGUCUAGCCUGGGAGAUAGCACGGCUGGGUUAUAUUUGCCAGGGCAACGAAUGGAGCUUCUUCAUGCUCUUCUCUUCAAACUUUGUCCUCAAUAGGUGUGAAAAGGUGAACUCUCUGACCCUGUACCCCUGGAUCCACCAGUUUAGCAACAACAAGAAAUCCGCCGACCAAACACGACCAAUCAUAUUCCCCGAUGUCAACCCUCAGAGCUUACCGCUAGAUGCAGACUUCUCCAUGGUAGCAGGGGACUUUGUGGAAGUCUACAGUGAAUCAGAAUCCUGGGACUGUGUGGCUACCUGCUUCUUUAUUGACACAGCUCAUAAUGUCAUCGAGUAUGUGGAGACUAUCUGGAAGAUUCUGAAGCCUGGUGGAGUGUGGAUCAACCUGGGUCCACUGCUGUACCACUUUGAGAACAUGGCAAAUGAGCUGUCAGUUGAACUUAGCUACGAAGACAUUAGGACGGCGAUUGUUAACUUUGGAUUCCAUUUUGAGGUGGAGAAACCGUCGGUUCAGACCACCUACACAGAGAACGACCGCUCUAUGUUGAGAUACGUUUACGACUGUGUCUACUUUGUGGCACGAAAACCUGCAGACCUGUACUUUAACGGUGAAGAAGAAGAAGAAGAAGAAGAAGAAGACGACCAACAACAGAGUUCUCCACGGGCAGCUAAGUCACCACGGCGAGACGGUACCGACAGCCUGACGUGACAGGAAAUCCUUUGACAAAAACAGUAAACUUAGAGGCGCGCAGCCAUUGACUAAGCGAAGACUACACUGAAAAACGAAAAAAGAAAGUGGACACAAGGAAAAAAAAUCAGUGGACAUACAUUUUGUUUUUUGUCAUCUAUAUUUUUUAUCUCAUGGAGAAAUGUGCCCAACUGCGCUGGCUCUGUGUAACACCUGAAAAACAUCAAAAUACUACAUGAUGCCUGGCUUUGAGAUGAGUCAGUUAGCCUUGUUUACUCUUUUGUUUUAGUGGUUUGUGUAUCAGCUACAAACCAUGAAGAGUAUGUUUCUUUUAACUGCAGUCCUGCCUGCGGUCUUACUAAUUCACAUCUCCAUUGACUUUCACUGCCUGAGAGAGAGAGAGAGAGAGAGAGACUUU
Sebastes umbrosus (honeycomb rockfish) is the source of this 1710-nucleotide messenger RNA. It is a transcript of the gene carnmt1, whose product is annotated as carnosine N-methyltransferase 1. Gene Ontology annotation, molecular function: S-adenosylmethionine-dependent methyltransferase activity. Lineage: Eukaryota; Metazoa; Chordata; Actinopteri; Perciformes; Sebastidae. The transcript is spliced from 8 exons. The record is from RefSeq and is a predicted model, not a curated record. Bases 54 to 1313 code for a protein of 419 amino acids.